This is a messenger RNA of Porites lobata, 5277 nucleotides long. The record is from the annotation of a GenBank genome assembly. Lineage: Eukaryota; Metazoa; Cnidaria; Anthozoa; Scleractinia; Poritidae.
AUGAGCAAUGGUAAAUGCUGUGACCACUUGCUUUUUAAUUUUGGCCGUUGUUAUCCGUGUGACGCUUACUUCAAACUAUGCGUAUCGCAGUCAGUGUCGCGGGCAGCACAUAACUGCAACCUCGGACGAAGUCAGACAGGUGUUGUGGGAGACAAAGACAAUCAUCACUUUCAUAUCAGGAAACAGUUUUCCUUCAAUUCGUUCCAGGUAAGUGAAUGCAAUUGUUUUGUUAAUGUUUGAGUUUCCUUCCACCGUUAGGACAAUUCGUCUAAGAGAAGGUACGCCUAAAGGGUAGUGAGAGGAACAGACUGAAGAAAAGCAGGGACCAUCUUUAGGUAUCCAUUUUCGGAAGGUAUCUGCUGAGAUAGAGUUGACUGUGUAUCCCCGGGGGGGGGGGGGUACUGCCGGGAAUUCUUCCUGGGGGUGUGCCGCCCAGCUCCAAAUCCUGACCUGAUUUCACACCAAAAAAUGUAAUUUUCCGCACCCGUUUUCAGACCAGACCAAAACAAACUAUCAAAUCCAUUUCGAAUUUGCAUAUUUCUCUUUCUUUCUUACCCAUUUGGAAUUGAAACAAUAAACACGCUCAUACACUCCCGUAGUUCCCCCGAAAACCACACCCGAUUCCAGGCCAAAAUGGACAAAGUCUAUAGCCGUUUUCAGACCAAAACGGCACAAAAACCCUACCCGAUUGGGCGGCACAUCCCUAUAUCGCUUAUAUAAGGGAGUUUCCCCCCCCCCCCGGGGGGUUUACCCUCUCGGUCCCAAUUGACGACGAACAAACAAAGGAAGAUUGCAAAAUCACUGAACAAAAGGACGCCACAGCUAAGGUUAUCAUGUUUUCAUUUUAGUCUGUAACUUUGGCAGUGUAUUGAUGAAUUAACAAAAAAAAAUCGUUGUUUUUAAAACACAUACCGUAUCAGAGCUCAAAAUAAUUUUUGGACGGAGCUUGGUCAUGGCUCCUUUCUGAACGGUCCAGAAAUGACCGACCAAGCAAGUUUUAGCUCGGUCUUGCUAGCUUGAUGCGAUUCUUUCUUUUUUUAUCUUUGUUUCCGUUUUAUUUUAGCAAACAGCUAAUUGGCAUUCACAAAGGCGAAGAACACGACCGUUUCAUCUGUAUUCUCCGAAUUUAUAACCGCAGGAAGUUAAAAUAUUUUGAGAUUAAAAGUUUUUUGUAAUUUAUGUUUUUAACUUCAGUGUGUACAUAUAAUGUUUGUUCCAUUGAAAAUAUUUUGAUGAUUUUGCAGGGCACAGUUACAAUAGGAGUAGAUGUCUGGGAUAAAGACAAGUACACUAAAGACGACUUCGUGGAAAGAACAUACAUAACGGAACCAUCCAUCAGACCAGGAACAUCCCACAAUCCAUUUAAGAAAUCACUAACGCUAUAUGGUAGCCGUAUUACUGUCGGGCUUGAGCUUAAGAUAUACUGUGACAACAACUAUUACGGUGAUUCGUGUACUGUUCAGUGCAUCCCGCGGGAUGACUGGAGCGGGCAUUACACAUGUGAUAGUCAAGGGCGAAAGGUUUGUAGGCGUGGCUGGUAUGGACAGAGCUGUACUCGGUACUGUGUCCCGCGGGAUGACUCGAUCAAUGGACACUACGUCUGUGAUAAGUACGGAAACAAGAGGUGUCUACGAAACUGGCAAGGGCCAUCAUGCAAGAGUUGUGUGAAAAACUGGUACGGUAAACGCUGCUCAACGUACUGCGUGCCUCGGGAUAGCGAUGAUCAUGGACAUUACACGUAAGUGAGCUGCGCUAAUGUGUUCCACUAUCACUUCACUGGUUAAGGAGUAAUAUGAGGACAAGUUUUCCUUUUAGACCAUAAUUUGUAAAAUUAUAAACUAUAAAAGUUAUAAUUUAGCAGUUUUUCUAACAGCCUUGAUGCCUUUCCGGGCGUUGGGAAAGGGAUCACCAAAUAAACGGGCUCCCCUCCAGUGAUAAGAAGAGAAAGAGUUUCGUAAAACCCAUCUACUUAAAGUCCAUUUACUUUGGAGUUUAGAGACGGAUGAACUGUGUGGGAUGGAUCCACCAUCAAACUCCGUCUAAAUAAACGGAUCAUGAAACAGACAGAUUAUUCAUCCAAAACGAGACCCUCUUGUUUUCACGUUAGACCGAUUACCCGUCUGAGGUGAUUAUUUUCGAAUCUUCACAAUUUUAAUGCAUAACCGUUUGGCGUUUUCCUAACACUUAGGCAACAUUCAAGAACUUUUCACAUAGUAGAUGUAAUGGUUCUUGAUUGUGUCUAAAUGUCUCUCUUAAAUAGGCCGUAUCUGAGUUCCAACAUCUCUCACUUUAAAAAACAACCUAAAUGCCAAACCAUUCUUGUGAAAAUGAGUUUUAUUUGCAUGAGAAUAAAAAAUCAUUUUCAUAUCAAUGGCUUCGCACUUAGCCUCGCUUUGAAACAGAGGCUUGGGAUAACUCGGAAAUGGCCGGAACAAGCACAUUAAAUCAAUGCUAUUUUUUUCCCAACAGAUGUAGACCUACUGAUGGAAUGAAGGAGUGCCUUCCUUCGUGGUUUGGCGCCGAGUGUCUUCAGCAGUGCGUUGCUCGCGACGAUGAUGAGGGGCAUUAUUUUUGUGCGCAUGACGGAAGUAAGACGUGCAUGCAUGGAUGGCAUGGAGUAAACUGCACCGUUUUCUGUGUUCCUGAAAGCGAUGACGAAAGCGGGUAUUACGCUUGCGACAACGAAGGCAAGAAAGUCUGCUUUGAUGGCUUCCAUGGUUUUACGAUCAACUGUUCAUCUACGUGUUUGCCCGAAAAUGACACCGUCGCUGAACAAGUACAGUACAAAUGCACGGACAAUGGAGACAAAGUGUGUAAUCAGUGGUGGUAUGGGUCAGAGUGUAGUGAGUACUGCGUGCCGCACAACGACACCAUCCACGGGCAUUACACGUGCGAUCCACGUGACGGAAGUAAAGUGUGCCUGAAAGGCUGGGAAGGAACAGAAUGCCGCUUUCCAAGACGAAGAUGGGUGUUUAAGAUCGAGUGACCGCUGAUUGACUACUGAUGGGCUGCGCUUACAUUUGGAUUUUUUUUACUGGAAUUGUUAAUGACGAUGAUGACUAAGAUUGUUAUGAUGAUGAUGACAACAAUUAUUCGCAAACUGCUGUUCGACAUUUCGCCCAUUGCUUAAUUUGGCGAGGUGUUUUUUCUAAUACAGCACGCGCAGGCAGUUCAUAUAUGCCACCUAAAAUAUUCAAUUUUCCUUUGCGGCUGUCUUUUGUUUUUUUUUUUCUUACAUGCAAUAGAAUGUUUCUUUUUUACUUUUAGUUUUAUUUGGCAGUCUCGUAACUGGACGCCCAGUUGCAUAACUAGACUAACUAAUGAACCUUACCUAGUUAGCGUGGAAGCGUUGCCAAUUGUUUAUUUAGGGCUCGCAGUUGCAAUAACUAGGCUAACUAGUAAACCUUGCCUAGUUUACGUUAGACUGUUCACAGUCCCCAAUGUUUUCGUGAGAUCGUUUAGAUAUACCGCGUCUUACCGUCAUGGCUAUCUUGAUUUUCAAAUGUGCCGAGGGGGCGGUCGUCCCAAACCGCCCCCGCCCCCUAAGUAGUUUUGACACUCAUGCAAGAUGGGUAGCCCGUAACGCAAAGCUCUCGAUCUCGAUGAUCUUACGGAAAAAUAGAGGACUGUGAACAGUCUAAGUUUACGUGGAAGCGUUGCCAGUUGUUUGUUAGCGUUAAUUAAAACAACAUUGAUUUUUGAUUUUAUAUCAUUAUUUUUUGGAAUUCAAUAUAGACAAACUAAUUAGGGAAGUUAUGUUGGAAUCUGUCACUGACCGAUAGAGAAAGUAAAAUAAUGUUUUGAUUGUGUACCUCGCGGUUGGUCAAGUUCAGAUGGAACCUUCGUCAUGCAUAGCUUCUAAAGUUCUCAACAACAGUUUUAGUUUUGUCAGCGAAAACUACACGUCUACAGCGCACAGAUGAUCAACAGACGGACAGGUGUCUUGAUCGUCGACAACCCCGACUUCCUAAGGAAAUAAAGGAAUUUGUGUAAAACCGCAGGAAAAAAAUAUAUUUGUUGCCCGCUAAAACUCCUCAAGACAGCAAAGCCACUGUUUAAAAAGGAAAGAAGAUUCGGUGUUUGUUUGCAGAUGGUCAAAAGAUCACUAAAUUAAGACUUGAGGACUACCUCAGUUUUCAUCGUUGCUAAAAACGAUUACAAGGGCGGCGAAAUGGAAAGACAAGAUUUUUUUAUGUGGCAUUACAGAGCGAUGAGCUAAUUUGAUUUAAGGUAAAGGCGAAAGGACGUUGUCUUACCAGACGAAAAAAAAAAAACAAAACAAAAACUAGCCGAUUGUAAAAUCGAAGCUUAUUUAAGUUAAGGAGGUCAUUUCCGUUGCAACCAUUUGCACGAACUUCAUAGUUGCUUCUCUAUACCAAGUUAGAGGGACUUUGGGAACGGAAGAGGUUUUAUUCCGUUUCAGGAGGUAAACCAUAACCCUGGCAAAAUCUUGCUUACGUUCUUUUCCUCAGCAGUAGAUCCUGGCACCAAAGCAAAAGUGUCUUCAGUUACCCAAUACUCCGCAUCCACAGGAGCUACCUUAAUUGUACGAGCAAAUGUUUUCCUCCUUCUCCUGAUAGGAAAAUAAAUCCGGUAGUUAGAUGUUGUUUGUUAAACGCUUGUGACAUUAUAACUAUAACAUGUCGGGAGGUUCGAAAAGUCCGGGGAAAAGGGUAUCAGUUCGAUGAGACCCUGCACGACAUGACCUGCUUUAUGCAAAAAAUAUGGGAUACAACUCAAACAAUACCAGACUAGAGAUAGAAAGAGCAUGGAAAAAUUGGCUAGUACGCUAAUUUUGAGAUGACUGAGACAAAAGAAUCAGAUAUUUUGGUUGCGGGAAUGCCUGUAAAAUUAGGAAGGUUUUUGAAUGGAAAAAUUGCGUGUGCUCCAGCGACUUUUCCAUUGAUUAGAUACAUCUAAUUUUCUGAGUCAUUCAAACCACCAUAAAAUCGCACUUUGACAGACUAACGUUUUGGGUGACGCUAUUUCAGUCUUUAGGAUUUGUAGGUUGUAUCCAAUAAUUUUGGAUGAGAUAAUUUUGGAUGUCCUCGUGCUACAAAAGGCAUUUUAUCGAGAGGGUCAAGAAAUCUUGAACUUCAAGAAAUCGGGAUUCCACUGACGAUACUGCACUAAAAAACGCCAAUUCUCCCGUUCCCAUAAGAAUAUAAGCUAAAAUAGAACAAGCCACACUUGGAGCAAAAAUAAAACAGUCACAAAAAACAAAGACCUCAUAUGUAUUAUUUGAAACUAAGUUAUCACCUGAAUUUCCAGAAUGCA